UGUGAGAAUGUCGUAUGCAGCUAAUGUCACUGUUACAAAAGAGUUGAUUUUUCAAUGUCGAAGACGACUUAUAUUGAAGCCAUCGGAGCACAUUCGAUCAAUUCCGCAGCUUUUAGCUCUUGUUUUCGCCUUCAUCUCCUCUGAAUCAGGAAACCCAUCUCAGAACAAUGGGUUUUCAUGGGUUUUUCUUCUUCUUCUUCUUGAUCGGAGCUUUUGCCGUUUUCCGUUCGGUUCAAGCCCAAGAUCAAACAGGAUUCAUCAGUUUGGAUUGCGGGUUGGAGAAAAGUACAACGUACACAGAGAGAACGAUCAAUAUAACGUACGAGUCAGAUGCAAAAUACAUUGACAGUGGAGAAACCAACAAGAUCAAAAUUGAUCAGACACAGUUUCAGCAGCAGACUUGGUCCCUAAGAUACUUCCCGGACGGGCAGAGAAAUUGUUACGGUUUCAACCUUACGAGGAACCGAAAAUAUCUGAUAAGAGCUAUGUUCUUGUAUGGGAAUUAUGACGGUAGAAACGAGUUCCCGGAAUUCGAUCUCUACAUUGGUCCUAACAAAUGGACAACCAUUGACAUAAAAGGGGUAUCUAAUACUUCAAUGGUUGAGCUUAUUCAUGUCCUUACAGCGGACCGUCUCCAAGUUUGCCUUGUCAAGACAGGAAAAACAACACCGUUUAUCUCGUCUCUCGAGCUUCGACCUUUGAGAAACGACAGUUAUGUCACUCAGAGUGGAUCUUUGAUGAGGGAAUUCAGGGUCUACUUUGCCAACACUACAAGGUUCAUCAGGUUUGAAGAAGAUAUCCAUGACCGUUCUUGGAUUCCGUACUUCCAAACGGACUGGUCACAGCUAAGCACAAAUCAGGUUGUUAAGAAUGGUAACUUCUACGAGCCUCCCGAGCUUGCCAUGAGAACUGCCGCAGUGCCUGCAAAUGCAAGUGUUCCGCUGAACAUAGUGUGGAAUCUUGACGAUAUAUCUGCACAGUCGUAUAUAUACAUGCACUUUUCCGAGAUCCAGAACCUGACGACGAAUGAUACGAGAGUGUUCAACAUUACUUACAACAAUGGCAGGACUUGGUUCACGAGAUUCAGUCCUGAGAAUUUACAAGUAACCACGAUAUACAAUCCUGCAGCUGUGAGUUCUCCCGACGGGAAAUUCAACUUUUCGUUCGUUAUGACCGAUAACUCCACUCUUCCUCCACUUAUCAAUGCCCUCGAGGUUUACACAGUCGUAGACUUCCCGCUAUACGAGACAGACCAGGAUGAAGUUGAUGCUAUGAUGAAGAUCAAGGCCACAUAUGGAUUGAGCUCUAAACUUAGCUGGCAAGGAGAUCCGUGUUCUCCUCAAGAUUAUCGGUGGGAAGGUUUGAAUUGCAGCUAUCCGAACUCCGAUGCACCAAGAGUUACAUCUCUGAACCUGUCUGCAAGUGGGUUAACCGGUGUCAUAACGCCUGACAUAUCCGAGCUUACGCUACUGACAGAGCUAGAUCUAUCGAACAACGAUUUAACAGGAGUCAUUCCAGCGUUUCUCGGUGAUAUGAAGUCGUUAAAACUCAUAAACUUGCGUGGAAACCGGAAGCUGAAUCAAUCGAUUCCGGAUUCUCUUCGCCAGAAGAGUGAUUCUUUAACCUUGCUUUUAGAUGGAUCUCCGGAUAGAAAGAGUAGCAAAAACAAUAACAGCGUGCCCGCCGUUGCUAUAGCAGCACCGGUAGCUGGGGCUGCGGUUCUUAUGGUCAUCAUGGCCGUCUUCCUCGUCAUGAGAAGGAAAAAACGAAAAAGUGCAGGCACUCCCCAGCCCUCAUCAUUCGCAACUGAAUCGGAUACUGGAACGAAAAGGACAUCGGAUGCAAUGAUCAUAACAAAGGAACGGAAAUUCACCUACUCCGAGGUGCUGAAAAUGACGAAUAACUUCGAGAGGGUUCUCGGGAAAGGAGGCUUUGGAACGGUGUAUCACGGGCACUUAGACGAUAGUCAAGUGGCUGUGAAAAUGCUGUCUCAUUCCUCGGCUCAAGGGUACAAGCAGUUCAAGGCAGAGGUUGAACUUCUUUUAAGAGUUCACCACAGGAACUUAGUGAGCCUUGUGGGUUACUGUGAUGACGGCGAUAACUUGGCUCUGAUCUAUGAAUAUAUGGCAAAUGGAGAUCUCAAAGAACAUCUAUCCGGGAAACGCAGAAGCGACGCUCUCACUUGGGCGACAAGAAUGCGGAUAGCAGUAGAAGCGGCACAAGGAUUGGAGUAUCUGCAUAAUGGAUGUAAGCCUCCAAUGGUGCACAGAGACGUGAAAACGACAAACAUUUUACUGAGCGAGCAAUUCCAAGCGAAACUGGCGGAUUUUGGGCUCUCGAGAUCGUAUCCCGUCGAGGGCGAAUCACAUAUCUCUACAGUUGUUGCCGGGACACCCGGUUACCUUGACCCCGAGUAUUACCGAACGAACUGGUUAACCGAGAAGAGCGACGUUUACAGCUUUGGAGUUGCGUUGUUAGAGAUAAUCACGAACCAGCCAGUGAUAGACAAAAACAGGGAAAAGCCUCACAUCCCGGAGUGGGUUGGAUUCAUGCUUGUGAAAGGGGACAUCAGAAAUAUCGUGGAUCCGAAACUAAACGGGAACUACGACACGAACAGCGUGUGGAAGGCCGUGGAGCUCGCGUUGUCGUGCGUGAACCCUUCAUCAAGCAGAAGACCGACCAUGCCGCACGUGGUAAUGGAACUGAACGAGUGUUUGGCCUUCGAGACGUCGAGGAUGCAAGGCAGCCAAGAGAUGUAUUCGAGGGAUUCUCUCGAACUCACUGCCGCUUCCAUGUCGGAAUUCGCUCCGGGGGCGAGGUGAUGUGAAAGCCGCAACUUCUUAGUUUUCGAUUUCGUCGAUCACUGGGACAUAACUUCAUCCGUGGAUGCUUUCUUUGCGUUUCUAUGUCCUCAUCAAAUAUGAAAGUGCGAUGUUUUUCGUUUUCCGACAUGAUUGUUUCCAAAGAAGCAAUGUAUAUGAAAGGCCAAACACUAUGUUUUGUACAUGAAGUUGUUGUUAGAUUACGGAAAGACAAAACUAUGUCCUUCGGUUGUGGUGGGUGUACAAAGAAUGAAUACUUUGCCUUUAUUUAUCAUAUAAUUUGACCCGGUGA
Molecule: messenger RNA, 3114 nt
Organism: Tarenaya hassleriana
Lineage: Eukaryota; Viridiplantae; Streptophyta; Magnoliopsida; Brassicales; Cleomaceae
Product: probable LRR receptor-like protein kinase At1g51890
Exons: 13
Coding region: 168-2822 (884 amino acids)
Biological process (GO): protein phosphorylation
Molecular function (GO): ATP binding; protein binding; protein kinase activity
Source: RefSeq, a predicted model, not a curated record